Dentiscutata heterogama is the source of this 1411-nucleotide messenger RNA. Lineage: Eukaryota; Fungi; Glomeromycota; Glomeromycetes; Diversisporales; Gigasporaceae. The record is from the annotation of a GenBank genome assembly.
CCUAUGUCUACUUGUAAUUGUAUUUUUCUUGUACAAACCUUCAAAUGUAAUAUCCAUAGAUCCUGACUCACGUCAUACACCUGAGUACAAAGAUAUCGAUGUGUUUAAACAUAAAGAAUAUACUAUUAGUCCUGAUGAAAAGUUCCUCGCAUACUUUCCCCAUAGCGGAUAUCAUAAUCAACGUAUGGCUUUAGAAAAUGCUUUAUUGCUUGCGAAACUUCUCAACCGUACAUUAUUACUACCUCCUAUAAUGCUUGGCCGACCACUUCCAUGGGGACGUUUCGACAAGUUGUACCUACGUUUGUUCAUGUCCACAAAAACUGGUUUAGAACAUUGUAAAUCUAUUUCGGAAAAUUAUCCUUUACCAACUGAAUGUCUCGAUUAUUUUUCCUACACUACUAUAUCUUGGGAUUUCUUAACUGAUAUGGAUGCGAUCAGGAAAUGGCAUAAGAUUAUAGAUAGACAGGAACAUACCUACGAAUGGCUUGAAAAGAAUCUCAAUAUAAAUCAAGAAAAUGAUAUUUAUUUCAUAAAAGACACCACUUUAUACGACUAUCGUAUUUAUGAGAUCCCUAAUAGUAAAAUUCCUUAUACUACGUAUUUGAGAAAUUUGAAAAUUGACAAUUUGCUUGCGAUUGAUCAAAAAGUGAUCCAUUUUGGUUCUCUAUAUGGUCCAUUUCGUGUGGUACCUGAGUUGCCUACCAGCUUGGAUUAUGCUACUUUUAUUCGAAAACAUCUUGUUCCAAAUAAUUCGCUCAUUCAACAUACUGCGAAACGUAUUAUAAAACAAUUAGGUGGCGAUAAAAAUUUUAUAGGAAUUCAUAUACGUUCAUCCGAUGGUUUUUUUAUGAAGUUUGCUAGGCCAAACAUCGAUAAUAUAUAUCAUCAAAUCAUUGACACAUUUACGAAUCUUUCAUCACAAGAAGUUGACAUUUUCGAAGGUGGCACUCAUGAUCGUGAUAUCUUAGUUGGUGAUAUUGUGGAUUUGGGUAAAGACAAUUCUCGCAAUUUAAGUAUUAUUAAACGCCCAUACCAAAAAGUUGUUAAUCAAACCAUGCUGAAGGAAGUAAAAUGUCGAAAAUCACUCCAUCCGACAGAUAAAGGCGUUAACACUGUUAUUUAUAUUGCCACAGAUGCUGAAUCUCCACGUACCAAUCCGUUACUAUUCAAAUUUUUUAAUACUUUUCCUUGUGUAUUUGUCUUGGAUGAUUUUAGUCAUGAACUGAUUGAAUUGAAAGGUGUUAGAAAUGCAGAAGACAAAACCCCCUUAGCUAAUUAUCUUAUUUCUGUAUUAGAUGCUAUGAUUUCAGCAAAAGGAUUUCAUUUUUAUGGUACACCCUAUUCAACAUUUAGUAAUUAUAUUGAAAAUACUUUGCAUCCAUUGUACACAGAAAAUAAAUUAUCAUUAGAA